AUGACGCCCACGCUAUCUGGACUUGACUCGAUCAAAUGCGAAUUCGCCGUGCCUGGACCGGGCACACCUCUGAACGGGGUCGUUCGUUGGUCAGAUACUAAUAUCGACCAGCCCAGCCUGAUUGUAAAGCCGACAACAGAAGAUGAUGUGCAAACAUCUAUCAAGAUUGCUAAAAGCAAUGGUUUAACUAUCACAGUCGGCGGUGGAGGUCACGGAACCUUCGUCACCCUUGAUUCCAAUGCUCUCUACUUGGACAUGGCGAACUUCAAGGCAAUCAAGCUGGACAAAAGUACGGGAAUAGUUGAGAUCGGUGGUGGGGUGACAACCGGAGAAGCCUUGAAGGCUUUGGCAGAUCAAGGUUAUUACACUCCCCUGCCGAAUUCCAACGCUGUCGGCGUGGUAGGAUGCAUCAUUGGCGGCGGGAAUACGCCUCUCAUUGGAACUCAUGGGUGGAUGGCCGAUUUGGUCGAGUCUUUCCGCCUUGCAACCGCCGAGGGAAAGAUGAUUGAGGUCAGCUCCUCUUCAACGGGAGAGGAUUUGGCCCUUUUCAAUGCACUCUGCGGCGCAGGCCAUGGCCUUGGCGUUAUAACAGCCGUGAAAACAUCAGCCUUCCCCAUCAAGGACUUGAAUAUGACGGACGACAAAAUUUGGAUUCGUUCGCUCGUGUUUCCACCCACAGCAAUUGAAAUUGCGGCUGAAGCUUUUCUUAAGAUGCAGCGCCCUGCAUCCUCCGCAAGCAUCAAUGUGUUGUUCAUGCGCAGUCCACCCGGAACUCCAGCUGCUGGUUCGCCAAUCAUAGUCUUGGGUGCCACUGUCUUCGCAUCCGCUGAGCAAGGAGAGGGACAUGCUUCUAUUCUGUUCGACGACGAGCUUGUCGGAAAGGCAAUCGUGAAGAAUACUGAGGCAACACCGAUAGUAAACCUCAACGAUCGUUACGCGCCAUAUGAUUCUCGUGGUGGGCACAAAGCUAUCGCUUCUUGCCGGCUGAACAAUUUGGACAUCUCAUCUAUCAAAAGCGCUUUUGAGCAGUGGGUGUCCGUGACUGAGAAGUAUCCAGACAGCCGGAGGAGUAUUUUGGUUGUUGGACUGUCUGACAGCACAAAGGCUGUCCAGCUUGGGAAUUCGGGAGCCACUGACAGGUUUGUGGAAGGAAGAGAAAGAGAGUUCUCGAUCAUGACCGUGACGAUCUGCUCAGAGGAUAACACGAGGGUGGCUCUGGUAGAGUACAUGGACACUCUUAUGAAAAGAUUCAGGGAGGGUGACCUAGAGUCAGUGCCGAGAAGUUUCCCAAACAAUCUCCGAUUUGGGAUGAACUUGGAGGAACUAUUUAGUAGGGAGAGAUUGAGCCAGCUCCGCGACCUCAAGGAUCGUUGGGAUGUGGACGGGCUUUUCUGGAAUCCUUACAAGCAAUAG
Molecule: messenger RNA, 1413 nt
Organism: Clonostachys solani
Lineage: Eukaryota; Fungi; Ascomycota; Sordariomycetes; Hypocreales; Bionectriaceae
Source: the annotation of a GenBank genome assembly